Molecule: messenger RNA, 2500 nt
Organism: Trichobilharzia szidati
Lineage: Eukaryota; Metazoa; Platyhelminthes; Trematoda; Strigeidida; Schistosomatidae
Source: the annotation of a GenBank genome assembly
CAACAACUUUGUUUACAGGCGGUCUGUCAAAUAUACAUUCAUGACUGGAACUUUGACACGAUAUAAUGUGUCUGUUGAUGAUGGUUUUGUCAGGGAAAGUACGACAUUCAGAGAAUUAAGUAGCAAUGCGAAAUGUAUACUAGCCAACAUACUGUCGAUAACAAAUGGAGACUUAGGGAAAACGGCUUCAUUUUUAGAUAAACUUUUAAACGAGACUCAAGAAAAAAUUCGAUCACUGACAGACAAUGAUAUGAGUGAUGAAGAGUUUUAUACAAGGCUAACUAAUCUGAAAAAUGAGCACAGAGAUACUCUUGAUAUAAUUGAGCAGCUUUAUUUAAGUUCAGGUAAAUUCACUGAAGACUUGCAGAAGGGAGAUAAUAUUUCGGAAGAAGUAGCCUCAAAUGAAGAGAAUCAAAGUCCUCUUGAAAGCCCCAAGGAUAUUUGUCGAACUAAUAAUUUAGUACAACGAGAGGAUUACUACGAACACGAUAGAAGUCAUAUGUUCCUUCCACAGGCAAAUAAAUGUCACAGUUUUAAACCCGAAGUCAACUGCUGUGAAGUAAUAAGAACAGGGACUAGUGAAAAUAGAACAAAUGUUGGUGACGAUGACAAUAAUGAUGUUGAAAAUGACUGUAACACAUCAUGUUCCUCUUGGAGACACCACAUUACUAUACCAGAACCUUUUGCGAUGACAAAACGAGAAGAAGCCCUAAAACAAAGCAAGAAUGCACAGUAUGAAAAUGAAAUGUCUACGUCUAGUGUUGUCCAGAAAGAUAGUGAUAAGGAGUGCAACAAUCAAUUUAAAGCUAAGCCAGUCCCUUCACACGUGUACUUACCACUGUAUGAGAAAAUAAUGGAGAAAAAUGCAUUAAGACGUGAAGCUGUUAAAGCGUAUAGCAAAGAAAUUUUAAAGGCAACUGAGAAGCCGUUCACUUUUACUAUUAGAGAAAACCUGAAAAGGGAACAAAAUGAUUUCAGUCGGGAUAAAGAUAAGUGGCUGCAUAGAAAACAAACCCCAUCACAGUUUAAAAAUGACAAAUCUAUAGACCCUUUAAAGUUACCAUCACAAUUAUAUGAAAAUAGAUUUGAGCGUAUGCAAGAGGAUUCAUUGUUAAACGAGGUUAAACGUCAACUACGCGCACAAAGACUCUUGCAGUCAGCAUCUUUACCACCUGGUAUGGAAGAACGUCAACAUCUUAUGAAUAUGCGUAAAUUAGAAAGGAAAGCUAGAGAUAAAAGGCUGAACAGAAUUAGUGUAUUGGAUUUAGAUAAUGCUGAGACAGGAAAAAAACAAUAUCAAUAUUAUCAUCCAGCUCCAGACUUUAAACAGCUACAUUGGAAGUCGAGUAAAGCCCUCCGACGUUUAUGGAAACCACCACCAGAACCAACUAGACCUAAAUCAUUUAAAUUACGAACAAGUGAACGGGCUAGUUCAGCUGAUCGUCAAAUGCUACAAAGUCAAAAAAUAGAAAAGAAGGAGAAUGAAAACAGGACUCGUUCUGCAACAAGACAAAUAGUUACACAUGAUGUCAUAGAACCAGCUUUAGCAAGAUCAACCUUUUUGCGAGAGAAUUAUAUACGAAAUUCCUUAGCGAAAGCAGAUUUAGAUGCAAAAAAGAAAGAGGAAACAGAACAUUUAAAACGAUUAAAAUUAAAAGAGGUGUCAAAUACAAUGAAAGAGACACUGGGUGGACAAAUUAUAUCGCCUAAAAAGAUAAUAGACUCUAUCACAGAAGAACGUAAACGUCAGCUGAUUCAACAGGAUUUAGCACGUCAAGCUGAAUACAAACGUGAAUUGAAUGCCAUUAAUGAACGCGUCGCAUCGAAACCAUUGCUGAUAACACGACAGAAUAAAAUAAUAGCUCGUAAACGUGCAGAGGCGAAAUUCGAUUCAUGUGUACGAGAUGCUGGAUUAGAUCCAAAUGAGGUGCUUGAAAAGAGUAGUGAAUGUAAACAUCAGGAUACGAUAACAAAUAAGAAAGGCAAUUUGACGAAAGAUAUAGUAGAACCUUAUGACCCUGAAAAUCACUUUGGUGACCUUGGAAACAACUAAAACAACAGACUAGACGGAUAUAAAAAUUGUCAUUUUAUGGAACUUUAGAGAAAAAAGAACAAGAACAACAUUGUCUAACCUAAUUUAUUCACUAAAAUUUCCUGUUUCCGGAAUCACUAAGAUUGUAUUUAUUUAUCAUUUUAUUUCAUGCGGACUAAAUUAUUUUAAAUUAUUGUUAGGAGUUACUUUUUUCUACCAAGCAAGAUCUUUUAAUUCCACAUAACCUUUAUACAUUAAUUUGAUACAAUUUCCUUUAAGUAUCCUCACAAACUAACAUACUUUCUGAUACUUUAAUAGGAGAAUAUUUAGCAAAAUAAUUUUACCUACUUGUAAGUAGCUUAAUUGGAUAAGAACAAAAAGUUGACGGUGUUAUUAUAUUGUUACAUAGUAUUCACCAAAGAAUGUUAUACAAUUUGCUUCCUGUUAGUUUCUUCUUCUUUCAAGCUG